CUCAAAAGUAUUUAUGACUUGAUUGAACAUACUGCAGCUGCAAAAUAAGAAUUAUUAAAAAUUUUCCUCUCUUUCUCUCUCUAUCUUUCUUUCUCUCUCUCUUCUUCUGUAGUCUUAGCUUGCACCUCUCUCUCUCUCUCUCUCUCUAUUUCAGUUUCUCUCUCUAAAAGUAUAUUAUUAUUAUUAUUAUUAUUAUUAUUGCCGCUUGCUUGCUUGCUCCAGUUUUUUUAUAGAGAUGGGGAAGGAGAAGGCUUUGCUUUCGGCCAAACCUUGAAAUUUGGCCUCGUCUAUGCACUAAUAGGGCAGCUAGCUACAACAAUUAGAUCUGGGAUUUUAUUAUUGCACUUGUUUUGGGUACUAGGUUGUUGUUUGUGUUCUUGCAAGGGACGACAUAAAUAAAUAAAUAAAUAUACAUAUGUAUGUAUGUAUGUAUAUGUAAAUUGGGAUUCUUGUUGAUCGAUUGGGGGAAUUUUUGGAUUUGUGUUUGGGGGAAUUUUUGAUUUUUUUGAAAAAGAGGAGAAUUUGGGGUCUGAGAAAUGUGGGAUCUCAACGAUUCGCCGGAUCGGCGACGGGACGGCGAAUCGGAGGAGUGCUCCGAGGAGAAGGGUAAACGGGUCGGAUCCGUCUCGAAUUCGAGCUCGUCGGCGGUGGUUGUGGAGGACGGGUCGGAGGAGGAGGCCGACGGGGAGAGGGGCGGCCGGAAGCGGAGCAGCAAGAUAUUUGGGUUCUCCGUCGCCGGCGACGAGGCGGCGCCGGUGACGCGGCAGUUCUUUCCGGUGGAUGAUCCGGAACUGGAAACGGGUGAGGGUACGCCCGGGUUCCCCCGGGCUCACUGGGUCGGAGUCCGGUUCUGCCAGUCGGACCCUCAGGGCCGCGGCGGCGGAGCCGCCGCCACCGCCGCCCUCCUGGGGAAGCCGGCGGCUGAGAUGGGCCAUCAGCCUCUGAAGAAAAGCCGCCGGGGACCGAGGUCCCGGAGCUCGCAGUACCGCGGCGUCACGUUUUACCGGAGAACCGGGCGUUGGGAGUCCCACAUAUGGGACUGUGGCAAACAAGUUUACUUAGGUGGAUUCGACACAGCCCACGCAGCUGCCCGAGCAUACGAUAGGGCAGCAAUAAAGUUCAGAGGAGUGGAAGCCGACAUAAACUUUAGCUUAGAGGAUUAUGAGGACGACUUAAAACAGAUGAGCAAUCUAACCAAGGAGGAAUUUGUGCAUGUCCUAAGGAGACAAAGUACAGGGUUUCCAAGAGGGAGUUCUAAGUAUAGAGGUGUUACUUUGCACAAAUGUGGCAGAUGGGAGGCAAGAAUGGGCCAGUUUUUAGGCAAAAAGUAUGUUUAUUUGGGUCUUUUUGAUACUGAGAUUGAAGCUGCUAGGGCUUAUGAUAAAGCUGCAAUAAAAUGCAAUGGGAAGGAGGCAGUGACCAAUUUUGAUCCCAGCAUUUAUGACGAUGAGCUCAAGGCCGCAGAAUCUUCGACCAGUGCAGCAGCAGCAGCAGCAACAGCAGAAGAAGACGACCAUAAUCUUGACCUGAGUUUGGGAAACUCUUCAGCUUCUCAAAAUCCCAAUUCUUUCCAGAUCGAUUGGAGAUCUUCCAACCCCAAUCAGAGAAGAGAGCAGAUUGAUCAUGGCGGAGGAUCAUACAACGAGACAGAAACUUUGCAGCUUCUCAGCCAAACAAAUCUCAACAAUUCUCCCAAAAUUCAACAAACCAAAUUCGGGAGGAAGACGACGACGAUGAUGAUCAACGACCCCCAAAUUCAUCUCCACCAGCAAAUCUUCACCAGAAAUCACUACGCUGUCCCUCACCACCAGCAGAGUCAAUUUUCCGAUGGGAGAAAUUACGAAAUGUUGCAACAACAACAAUGGCAAAUGAAUCAUCGUCAUCAUCAAAAUUAUCAUCAUCUUCAGCAGCAGCCACAAUUGUAUGCUACUGCUGCAGCAUCAUCAGGAUUCCCGACGACGACGGCGGCGGCGACGACAAUCCGACAGCAAAAUUGGAUUCAGAAAAAUGGGAUUCAUCCGCUUAUCAGGCCUUCUUCAUGAUCUUUUACAUAUAUAUAUAUAUAUGUAUGUGAAAUUUUAUAUAUUUAUUUAUAUAUAUAUAUAUAUGAGAAUUAAUUAAUAUCUAUCUAUCUAUCUAUCUGGUCGAGUUUUUCUGAUGUCACAAUUUUUUUGUGCAACCUUGGAGGAAUGAAAACAAAGAAUUAAAUGGUGUCUCUAUUUAUCUGUCUGUAUGCAGAGAU
Messenger RNA from Andrographis paniculata, 2242 nucleotides. Its product is annotated as floral homeotic protein APETALA 2-like. Gene Ontology annotation, molecular function: DNA binding; DNA-binding transcription factor activity. Gene Ontology annotation, biological process: regulation of DNA-templated transcription. The record is from RefSeq and is a predicted model, not a curated record. Bases 537 to 2042 code for a protein of 501 amino acids. The transcript has 10 exons. NCBI's taxonomy places the organism in Eukaryota, Viridiplantae, Streptophyta, Magnoliopsida, Lamiales, Acanthaceae.